AUGACAAGAAUCAGAUUGAAGCACUUCCUGCUCGACUGGCAAGAUGGGGUCAGUCAGCAGCCUCGCCUUACCCUGCUACCACCAGAGAUCAAAUAUGAAGUCAUGUCGUACUUGUGCUGUCAAGCUCUUUCUCGGCUAGGCAGAACGUCGACCAUCUGGCGAGACACGACGAUGCCGGCUCUUUAUCGCCUCGAUGCUAAAAAGGGCAAUUCGUCCGCAAUCGUUUGGGCGGCCAAAGUGGGUGUAAGGACUAGCAGGGACAUGGCUACCAAAGUGUUGAGAAACGCCGUCAAGUACUCGGGAGACGUGAAUACAGUACAUUACGAAGACCCUGAUAAUUCGAGACCCAUAUUUGCGACUGCGUUGCAUUAUGCAGUAGCGUCUGGGGAUGUUGGGUUUGUCGGAGAGCUGUUGCACCACGGGGCCAAGCUGGAUGUUCCAUGUUCUGGACUGAAUUGGGGCAAACUCAUCAUGGGCUUGAAAAAGCCGUAUUUUGGCGCGGGUGAAUCGUCAGAAUGGCUGCUGUCCAGGAUUGGGCAGUGGUUGCCGUUUUUCGUUUCCUAUAUUCGGGACGAUCACGACAUGGCCAUGUUGCUGGUACAGCACGGUGCAUCGGCCUGCGUCAUUGACUUUCGAACCCAGUUGGAAAUGCUCAACUUGCCUUCGUGGGGAAUGACGAUUCUGCACAUGAUUGCGUCCGACCAAUCCAAAAAGCCCGCUAUUUGGAAUCGCCUCUUGGAUAUCUUCAAGGCCAACAUCAAUGACAGGGCCGUUUUCUCCCUGGACUCGGUGCUGCAUAUGGUGGCCAAGAAUGGGAAACUGGAAGUUCUAAAGCAUGCCAUUAGCGCUGGUGCGAUGCUCGAAGGCACGGACAACUUGGGGAGAACACCACUGGUUGCGGCGAUGGACGAGACGCUCAUACUCGACCCAGGAAAAUGGCCUGGGCUUGUAAGUUGCGUCGAGUGCCUGGUCCAGCACGGGGCGCUUGUAAAUCCACGGGGGGGUUCAGCGUUGGCCCAGGCUUUACGGUAUUACGAGGCAAACCCCGUGCCUCACAAAGGCAUGAUGGAUCUCGUUCAAUGCUUGCUCAAGCAUGGCGCUGAUAUCAACCGAAGGAGCUCGGGGGGUUAUACAGCAGUACAUGCACUUUGCUUGGCAAUAAUGCGCAAAGGGCCCGACUCAUUGUUACGAAGACUUCUGGAAAGGUUCAUCAAGGACGGAGGCAACGUCAAGCUGGAAGUCCCAUGGCGCCAUUCACUCCUCUACACAGCCAUGGUUCGAUAUGACUCGAAACCGGCGUGGCUUUUCAGGUUGUUGCUUCGAGAGGGCGCGACGAUUCGACAACAGGAAGCCAACGAGGUUUUCCUCAAGUGGAGUCGGACUCCUCAUCUUCACAGAAAGGGCAAAGGCUACUAUGAUAUUGAACAGCACAAAGCCGACAUUACCAUGAGCGUCAUACAGAGAGCCUAUCGCCACGCAAUGAGCAUCCGGAGCCCGGCGCUGUUCAGGGCGCUGCUCAGAAGCGGAAUCGAAAAGCCUUCGAAUGACUUUUUGGUGAACACGGCACUGUCCUCGUCCUUUUCGUGGAUUUGGACCAUGAUGACACGACUCGACUUUGCGGGUACGUAUGUCAAACCUGGCUCGGAUAUGCAGACGAUGCUUCAUCUCUUGGUGCGUGAAUUCUGCGUAACCAGGGAUUACACCGACCAGCAGGCAUCGAAAGAUGCUCGUCACUUGCUGAGGAAAGGAGCGGUGAUUCUCGCGCAAGACGGCGAAGGCAAAACUGCCCUGGAACGACUAAAGGAGGAUCCCGUCGCACGGGCGAAGGGAUGUCACAUAUUAACCAAGGUUCUGACCCAGAAAGUGCCACGAGGGCGUAGAAGAGAUGAGCAAGAAAAGGCCGACAACAGCGCCUGA
This is a messenger RNA of Ustilaginoidea virens, 1917 nucleotides long. RefSeq lists its product as uncharacterized. The record is from RefSeq and is a predicted model, not a curated record. Gene Ontology annotation, cellular component: nucleus; cytoplasm. The coding region runs from base 1 to 1917 and encodes 638 amino acids. Lineage: Eukaryota; Fungi; Ascomycota; Sordariomycetes; Hypocreales; Clavicipitaceae. Gene Ontology annotation, molecular function: protein binding. The transcript has a single exon.